AUGGACGAGCCCCUGAGCCUGCUGCGCUCUCCGGCCGCCCCGUCCUCCGGCAGGCACGGCGGCGGCGGCGGCGGCGGCGGCGGCAUAGUGGGGAGCAGCCACCACAACCUGGGCUACAGCGAGCAGCUCUUCCCCGAGGGCGCCCUCGCCGGCCCUCAGCACAGGCAGGAGGACGAAGAGGAGGAGGAGGAGGAGGGGGAGCUGGAGCGGGGCAUGACGGGGGUGGGAGGAGAAGACCCUCUGCUCGAAGAGUCCCAGCACCCCCACGCCCUGCUGGGAGGGGAGCGCUAUGACCACCCCAUGGCGCACACCUUACCUCCCCCUGCGCAUCACCAAGUGGGCAGCGGUGGCGAUGGAGAGCACGAGUGUUGCGAGCGAGUGGUGAUCAAUAUCUCCGGUCUCCGCUUUGAGACCCAACUCAAGACACUUGCCCAGUUCCCUGAGACACUGCUGGGGGACCCCCGCAAGAGGAUGCGGUACUUUGACCCCCUUCGAAAUGAAUAUUUCUUUGACCGCAAUCGCCCCAGCUUCGAUGCCAUCCUCUACUACUACCAGUCUGGAGGCCGUAUCCGGCGCCCUGUCAAUGUACCCAUUGACAUCUUCUCAGAAGAGAUUCGUUUCUAUCAACUGGGAGAGGAAGCUAUGGAAAAAUUCCGAGAAGACGAAGGUUUCAUUCGCGAGGAGCAGAGACCUCUACCUGAAAAGGAGUUCCAGCGCCAGGUGUGGCUCCUCUUUGAGUACCCAGAGAGUUCUGGACCAGCCCGGGGCAUUGCUAUUGUAUCAGUACUGGUUAUCCUCAUCUCCAUUGUUAUUUUCUGCCUUGAAACCUUGCCUGAGUUCAGAGAUGACCGUGACUAUGAAGCUACCGUUGGGACUGGUGGUGGUCCUUUUGUGGCAGAUAUCUUCACAAAUUCUUCUUCCUCAACAGCCUCCAUGGUGUCAUCUUUCACCGAUCCCUUUUUUGUGGUUGAGACUUUGUGCAUUAUCUGGUUCUCUUUUGAGUUGCUUGUCCGCUUCUUUGCCUGUCCCAGUAAGCCCACUUUCUCUAAGAACAUUAUGAACAUAAUUGACAUUGUGGCUAUUAUACCUUAUUUCAUCACUCUGGGGACUGAGUUGGCUGAGAGGCAGGGGAAUGGCCAACAGGCGAUGUCCCUGGCCAUUCUCAGAGUCAUUCGACUUGUCAGAGUCUUCCGGAUAUUCAAGCUUUCUCGGCACUCCAAGGGACUGCAGAUCUUGGGGCAAACUCUCAAGGCCAGCAUGAGGGAGCUGGGCUUGCUUAUUUUCUUCCUCUUCAUUGGAGUUAUCCUAUUUUCUAGUGCGGUCUACUUUGCAGAGGCUGACGAUCCCACCUCAAGUUUCAGCAGUAUUCCUGAUGCCUUUUGGUGGGCUGUAGUGACUAUGACUACAGUGGGUUAUGGGGACAUGCACCCAGUCACUAUUGGAGGCAAAAUAGUUGGGUCUCUCUGUGCCAUAGCUGGGGUGCUGACCAUUGCUUUGCCAGUGCCCGUCAUAGUAUCCAACUUCAACUACUUUUAUCACCGGGAAACAGAAGGUGAAGAACAAGCCCAAUACAUGCAUGUAGGAAGCUGCCAGCACCUCUCCUCCACUGAGGAACUGAGGAAAGCUCGUAGCAAUUCCACAUUCAGCAAGUCAGAGUACAUGGUGAUAGAAGAGGGAGGCAUCAGUAACAGUGCAUUCAAACAGGCUGCUUUUAAAACAGGCAAUUGCACAGCCACAAACAAUCCCAACUGUGUGAACAUUAAGAAGAUUUUUACAGAUGUUUAA
Gekko japonicus is the source of this 1785-nucleotide messenger RNA. Its product is annotated as potassium voltage-gated channel subfamily A member 3-like. Gene Ontology annotation, cellular component: voltage-gated potassium channel complex; membrane. Gene Ontology annotation, biological process: protein homooligomerization; potassium ion transmembrane transport. The coding region runs from base 1 to 1785 and encodes 594 amino acids. The transcript has a single exon. The record is from RefSeq and is a predicted model, not a curated record. Gene Ontology annotation, molecular function: protein binding; delayed rectifier potassium channel activity. Lineage: Eukaryota; Metazoa; Chordata; Lepidosauria; Squamata; Gekkonidae.